Molecule: messenger RNA, 4294 nt
Organism: Nothobranchius furzeri (turquoise killifish)
Lineage: Eukaryota; Metazoa; Chordata; Actinopteri; Cyprinodontiformes; Nothobranchiidae
Source: RefSeq, a predicted model, not a curated record
ACACACACACACACACACACAAACACAGCUUUGAUCUCUAUCUUUAUCAUCAACAUACUCCCAACACACAGUGCCUUUUCAUAUAUUUGUUUCAUUGAGGUGAAGAUUGAUCUAUAUUUAUCCAGACAUUCUUUUCUCACCGCAGGCACCGCCGACUCCAGUUGAUGUCAUUUUACCUCUGGUGAAGACCUCCGUGGAUGGAAUAACACUUUUCUUGCAUCUCGUCUUCUGUCAUCCACCAUGGAGGAACUCCAAAGGAAGCUGGACCAACGCUAUGAAGGCACCAAGCCCAGAAAUCCCCAGUGCUGGAUUUUGGCAAGAUAAUCAUCUACACCAGCAACCUGCGCAUCAUAAGAGCCCCACCGAAGAAGCCUGAGAUUUUGAGGCAACACUCUGUUCCUCCAGUGGAUUUUGAGGAAUACCCCAAGGCCAAGGACAGGGAGCGUAGGAGGAGGACUAAAUCUCCAAUCAUGCAAGAGGAGGUCAAGGAGGAGAAACAGAUCAGCGACCCAGAUGCCAAGGAGGUCGACAGCUGCCAGCAUUGUGGUGGUUCAGGCUGUGCUCCCUGCUCCCUGUGUCAUGGCAGCAAGCUGUCCAUGCUGGCAAAUCGCUUCAACGAGUCCAUCAGCGAUCUGCGUUGCCAAGCCUGCUACCCUCAUGGUCUGGAGAGGUGCCAGGCCUGCUCCAGUAAAUAGCACCAUUUGGCUAAAAACCAGCUCUGGCAAAGAGAAAGAAAGAAAGUUAGUGAACGAGGACUGACGAGCUGUCAGGAUGUUAGAAGCAUCUUCAUGACAGCACGGCUUUAGUCCAAAAAUGUUUUUAGUGGGACAUUUCUGCUAGAAAACAUGCAUCGUUGUUGGAAAGGGGAGUUGUUGACUGUGCUGCAGACAAUAAAAACAUAAUAAAACUACACAAAACAAUUACCGUGUGCAGUGAACAUUACUUAAGAUUGCACAAACACAUAAUGAGUUCCUGUGUUUUCACAUAAUUUUGCACCUGUACACCUCUUUAUCAUAAAACUUAAUUUGGCAAUGUUGGCAACAUUAAUUAAAAUGUUUGAUCUGGAGGUUAAUUGUACUUACUUUUUUUUUAAAUUGUACUUACUGAGAAAUCUUUUGGUUUCUUCAUUUAUUGUGAGAGAUUGAAGCCACUGUAAUGUAAACUUGAUCUUAUGGGUCUGUUUAUUUGCUUGUUUAUGGAGUGCGGACACAGAUUGCAAGACGACAUGAUGGAGGCUGACAUAAUUACCUCCAUCUGCUCAUGCCUCAGUGCAAAGCCCAAGUCUACAUAGUCCAAAGUCGAUGCAAAAGCUUUUUCAACUGAGUCCAUUCCUUUGUCGACACCAUCUUUGUAGUUUUUGUAGUUAGUAGUCUUUGUUGUUCUUUCGCAGCAUAGAGUGCUAUGAUUGGCCAGACUUAAAUUUGUUCGAGCAAUGGUAGACCUGUGAGGCUACAAUGGAGCAUGGUUAGACUGACCUGGUUGCAACACCUUAUCUCAGGUGUAUACUAUUACUUAGUUCAGGACGAUUUGCCAUUUAUUUAUAUGGAUACGGAUUUACGGUAUAACGUUUUGAAGAACUGCUUUUGAUGUGUUCGAGAGCACGUGAUCCAUCACUGGAAUGAAAAUGCAUGGUUCCUUAAAUAUCCGUGAAACUAAGUGACACACAAAUACAAAAGCGAAUGCUGCAUAAUUACUUGUAAUUCAAUCUCACUCGUUACACCUCUAAUCAAUAGCAGUCAGCCACCCUAUCAUGUCAUUCAGGGGUGAUUUAACUGAAAAAGGAAAACAAAAUUUGAAUAUUAUCACUUCAGUGGCAAACGUUUAACACAUCAAACAGCUGCUGUUGGGUCUGAGGGAUCCCCUUUGAGCCGUGCUGCAUUUCUUUACUUAAAAGUAUUAAAUUAGCCCGUGAGAAAUCAUUUAAUCAGCAGUUUGUUUAUUUCCUGAACAGCUAUGAAAAGCCUUGAUUAGACUCCGAUGUGCUUUGCAUUACAGCUUUUCUUCUCUGUGAGCAUUAAGGCUCAAAGUAGAAUAAAGUUUCUGUGAAACACAAAAUAUUGAUCUUCAGAAGUAUCAUAUAGCUGAGCAGGAGUCUGGCCAACAGCCCAAACAGAAAUCACAUUCUUGCCAGAGAAGAACCUGGAUUCAGCCACUUUUUAAGUUUAUUUUCAUUCCCCUGACCUGUCAGCUCCAAGAGCUUCACCGAUUCUUAAGCUAAGACAGCAGUGCUUUUGAACUCUUUUUUUUUUCUCUAACAACCAUUCUCACUCGGUAUUCCACUGGGCAACAAAAGUGAUGAAAAAUUGGGUCACAGAACUUUGCUUGGCCUCUUCUUUCCUGCAGUGACCCAAAGGCAAUGAGGGGACAGACAGGUAAAAGCCCCUCGAGUGUUAAAGAAAGAGAAGAUCCACGAUCCAUGUCUGUUCUGCAAACCGCCCCAAUAUAACAAUUAAAUAUGCAGAAUUAGAAGAUCUACAUUAGGACUAUAUGUUUGUAAUUGUGGGAUAUUUACAAUAGUUUUAAUGUUUUAAAACAUGUUUUAAUGGGAUGAUAAUAACAUUUUGGUGGCUUUACUGGGAGUUGACAAAGAAAAGAUAAAACAAACACAUUUUCUGUCAUAAAAUAAUAUAUAUUUACAUAUAGCAUAACAUCACAUUGAAAUUAUGAUGGGUUGUGUGAUUCCUGGUAUGCUGCAGAUACGCUCAGUAAUUAUGCAUCAAUAUAGAAAAGCAAUACAGGAGGAUAACUCAUGCAGAUGAGAACCAUGGCUCGUGUCACACUUAUUACUGACCGCAGAUAUAAAACUAUCAAUUCAUGCAAAUAACAAAGAUAUUACAAAGUCAGGCACACAGUCAGUCAGAUUCUAGUUGUUUUUUCACACUGAAGACAAUAAAGCAAGUUUUAUUUUUCAAUUCAACUCAUUUAAUAAAACUUCAGUGAUAUACUCAAAAAAAGACUUUUCAUAUCAUUAAAAAAUGCACUGAAUCACUAUUUAUUUGAUCAUUCUUCAAUCAAAGACAAUAUUGUUAAACCACAGCAGCUGCAGGAGCGAGCAAUGGGUUAUGAAACCAAAGGGGGGGAUGAUUCACGGAGAAGCAACACCAUCACUAAUGAUACUUCAUAGGUUUGUCAGUAGUUUUCAUUUGUAACAUCAGACUCAGCGAGCAGAUUGUAUGCAUUAAUCAUGAACGCUCAUGUAUGAUUAUCGCAGUGUGCAAAUCUGAAAACGUUCUCUGCUUGAGUUCACUGUAUAACAGCUCUGAAAAUCUAGUGGUGAUUUGUGCAACAAUCAGAGAAACAAAAAUAGAUCAUCUUUAAAUUGUCAAAAGCACCAGUGCAGCUAAACUAUACAUUCAUCUAACAAAACAUUUAUCUUUGUGUACAAAUAAUAGGCAGAUUUUUUGUGUGUGGCCGUUCUACUAUGACCUUACUCAUUCUCACUCAUCAGCAAAGUAUUCCCAGCCACAUCCAUCCCAUUACUGCUUUUCACACCAUUCUGAGCAUACUUUUGAAAUCGGGCAUGAAAUUCCCAGAAGAUCCGAGCUCAAACUGGAUGACCUAACCCAAAGCAAUCCCGCUGCAGACAAAGGCUCAGAGACCACUGAUGACCGAUGUGAAUACUAACUGAUGCUGUUGAAUUUCAUUCCCUUCUCUUUUUAUCAAAUCCAUUCAUAACAACACAAUAAAACGAUGAAUCAAAAAACACAAUUUGACUGUUUAGUAGUAGUUUUGUUGAUGAUGUUCUAGACAUUAUUCUUGUGGAGCUUGUGGCAUAUUCAUACAGUGCAGCGAUUCAAUGAAUGCAAGCUUUCAGUUCAAUGGAGAAUUUAGUAGAAACAGUUUGUGUCCAUCUCAGGGUUCAUUUCUUAUAUUUUACAUUUCAUUGUCCACUACCAAAAGGCCACAGACAGCAGUCAGAGGACUCCCAAGUGCUUUACAGUAAUUCAUUCAUCCAUUCACACACUGGUGGUGAUGAACUACAUUGUCGCCUCAGCUGCCCUGGGACAUGCUGACAGAAGCAAAUCUGCUGGGCACCGUCCCAUCUGGACAAUGGCAACAAGCAUACUCUUCACAAAAUCUCCGAUCAAGUACAGUUACCUAAAAUUCAUCUGAAUUUGACAGAAAACACAGAGGAAGAGGUUUGGGAGUCUUGUUGAAAGCUGGCUGUUUGAGCCUUCAAACCACCAGGCUGCUAAUUUAUACUCUGUAAACAUUACCAUGUGUUUUUGGUGUUACCCUGCAAACAAAAUUCAAUUCUUUGAAACUUUUAUCCUGUUAAUAAAAACUAAUAAUU